Falco peregrinus (peregrine falcon) is the source of this 4928-nucleotide messenger RNA. It is a transcript of the gene HS3ST3B1, whose product is annotated as heparan sulfate-glucosamine 3-sulfotransferase 3B1. NCBI's taxonomy places the organism in Eukaryota, Metazoa, Chordata, Aves, Falconiformes, Falconidae. The coding region runs from base 159 to 1229 and encodes 356 amino acids. The record is from RefSeq and is a predicted model, not a curated record. The transcript is spliced from 2 exons. Gene Ontology annotation, molecular function: [heparan sulfate]-glucosamine 3-sulfotransferase activity.
GCGGCGGGGAGAGCGGCGCUGGGGCGGGCGGCGGGCGGGCAGCGCCGCGCACACGCGUGCGGGGCCGCGCUGGGGCUCGGGGUGCCCAUGCGGCGCCGGGCAGAGCCGAGCCGAGCCGGGCCAGCGCCAGCCAUGCAUCCCGGCUCGCCCGCGGGCACAUGGGGCAGCGCUUGAACCGCUGCCUCGAUGUCCCCGUCGCGCUGCCGCCGCUGAGGCGGAGGCUCCUGCUGCUCUUCAUCAUGCUCUUCCUCUGGCUCUACAUGUUCUACUCCUGCGCCGGCUCCUGCGCCGGGCUGGCCGCCCGCGGCUCCCCCGCACCGCCCCGCGCCGCCCCGCCGCUGCCCCAGCUGCUGCCGCAGGCUCCGGGGGCGGCGGGCGAGGAGAGCAGCCUGGAGGAGCAGCGGGCAGCGCCCGACGCCGCCAGCCCCAUCUCCAGCUUCUUCAACGGCUCCGGCACCAAGCGGCUGCCGCAGGCCAUCAUCAUCGGCGUGAAGAAGGGGGGGACGCGGGCGCUGCUGGAGUUCCUGCGGGUGCACCCCGACGUCCGCGCCGUCGGCGCCGAGCCCCACUUCUUCGACCGCAACUACGAGCGGGGACUCGCCUGGUACAGGGACCUCAUGCCCAGGACCCUGGAGGGGCAGAUCACCAUGGAGAAGACCCCCAGCUACUUCGUCACCAAGGAGGCCCCUGCCCGCAUCUCCUCCAUGUCCAAGGGCACGAAGCUCAUCGUGGUGGUGCGGGACCCCGUGACCAGAGCCAUCUCGGACUACACCCAGACGCUCUCCAAGAAGCCCGACAUCCCCACCUUUGAGAGCCUGACCUUCAAAAACAGGACUACGGGCCUGAUCGACACCUCGUGGAGCGCCAUCCAGAUUGGCAUCUACGCCAAGCACCUGGAGAACUGGCUCCUCUACUUCCCCAUCGGGCAGAUCCUCUUCGUCAGUGGGGAGAGGCUGAUCAGCGACCCCGCGGGGGAGCUGGGCAGGGUCCAGGACUUUCUGGGCCUCAAGAGGAUCAUCACCGACAAACACUUCUACUUCAACAAAACCAAGGGGUUCCCGUGCCUGAAGAAGGCGGAGGGCAGCAGCAAGCCCCACUGCCUGGGGAAGACGAAAGGCAGGACCCACCCCGACAUAGACCAGGAGGUGGUGCAGAGACUGCGGGACUUCUACCGGCCCUUCAACAUGAAGUUCUACCAGAUGACGGGGCAGGACUUCGGCUGGGACUGAGCCUGGCGUGAGAAAGUCCCCUGUAAUUACUUGCCCAGCACGGUUUGCGUAUAUAAAGAGAUAUAUAUGUAUGUAAAAUGUACAGAAAUCUAUUUUAUAAUAAUUUAUUUUUAAUUCCUAAGCAAUUAAUUCACUAAGCUGCCUAACCGCACUGGCUAGAACGGUAGCCCGUAACCUGUUUAACAUUCCACGGUGUUUAAUUCUAAUAUGUCUUUCCUGUUUGUUUUUUUUCCCUCCCUUCUGUUUUCUCCUCUUUUUGGUUUGGUUUGUAACAGACGGUGCUUCCAUUUUUCCUAAACAAAAUUUGUAUUUAAAAAAAGCAAAAAAAGUGAGGGUGGCAGGGGAGGGGCAGGGGGGGAGGGAAAGCAUAAAUUUAUUUUUGUUACGGGUAUCUGGCCUUUAUAAACACUUGCUUUCCCUAUUCCGGUGUCCCAGUCUCUGCUCCGGUGUUGUGCUCCCUUGUCCCACAGCUUCCCAGUUGGUCCCGUGGCCACGGGGGGGUUUCUUUGGGGUGGGUGGGAGGGAGGCUGGGCAUCUCCCUGCGACCUGCAUCCUUCUGCUGAGCAGCAGCGUGUUUUACUGGUGUCCGUAAACCGCAGGGAACCCCAAGCCACACAGCUCCGGCUCCACAGCCCGGGUCUCUGCCGGGAGGGCAACGAGCUCUUUUUCCCGUGGAGAAGCCGCCGAGCCUGUUGCAUGGGCAGAGCUGUCUCCCCAGUAUGAUUUUCCUUCUUGCCUCUUGUGAAGGAGGCUCUUUCCCACGAGCCCUCUAUGCAUUUUAAAUCUUUGCCACAGGACAAAUAUAAAAACACACGUGUCUGUAUGUGACACGCCGGGUGCUGGUCUGAAUGACUGGCAAGACGCCUCUGGCUGGGCGCUGCUGGGAGGUGGCUGCGCCUGCAGUGUGAGGAGCAGCGUCCACGCACCAAAGAGGCCGGCAGAGCCACGGAGCCGCGGGAAAACCCCAGGUCUGUGCUUGGUGCCAUCCCCAGCAUGGAGGGUGUCCCAGGACACGGCACAGGCAGCGCUGCCUCCACCCCCACAGCCGCCGGAGCAGCUCCCAGUAUGACACUGGGGAGCAUCGACCUUGGCUCUCUUCGUUCCUGUUACUUUUUGGUCCAACAGCAUGGUGUCUCCCAAGGAACAGCGUUUUCCUAGAGCCAGGAAGAAGUGCUGCUUUGCCAACAAGGAUGCAUCCGUAGAAAAGCAGAGGGGAGUCUGGCUGUACUUGGGUUGGGGCAUCACUGGCAGCCGGGUGCCUCCCCGAUGCCCUGGGGGAGCACAGGGGUGGCAGCCAGGCAGAACAGGGAGCUCCAAGCACUUAGUCGUCAACCUGGGUGCAAUAACCUGGAAUUCUUACCCCUCAGGUGGAACCAAAUACUUCAGGACUUUAGGACAGGUUGGUGGGUCUGUUCUGAGAGCUCUAGCCAUGUUUUGUGUGCUCAGGGCGUUUUGAUAAGCACUGUGUGUGUCCGAUACAUUAUCGUUACUGUCAGAGGCUCUGCUAGCUCAGCUGGAAUGUCUUUGGAGCAAGGUGGCAGCAGAAGCGAUUUAUUCCUUGGAUUUUUAACAGAAGUUGGGUUUCGUUGUCUUUGGGCAACAAAAAAACCACACACCUCGCCUGCAGCACUGAAGUGAUGUACCGCACCGAGCGCGGAGCUUGCUGAAUAAAUAUCACCAUGUUGCCGUGGGAGCACUUGCAUGAAGCAGGCAGUGUAAAGUAAUACUCGAAACAGCAAAUGCAUCAGCCGGGAGAGCAUAUGUGAGUUGAGUUCAUGCUCUAGUUUCAUACACAUCGCCUAUAGAAAUGCGUGCCCUGCACCUCUCCCCAGUCACCCACAGCAAAGCACCUUUGAGGACCGCGCUGCUGAGCCAUGCCCAGCUUGCGGGGGGUGCAGUCAGUGGCAUUUCCCAGAUUUUUUUUCCCAGCCUCCUCGCUCUUGCCUGCCCCUUACAGCUCUCUGCUGUGGCUGUUGGGUGAUAAAAAGGCUCUUCAGAGCCUGGGCUGCUCUCCCCGGGUCUCGAUCUGGUCCCUGCUCAGGCAGAUGCAGCAAAGAGCAGACCCACCUGGGGCCCCGCCGCGGGGAUCUGCAGGUAAAGUGCUGGUUUAAAUGGUUAAACCUAAGGGCUCUUGGCUUGGCUCAGCGCUGUCACAUCUCCAAAGGGAUUUAGGGACUCACACUCCUUCAGUGUGGGAUCACACAUGGGGUGCAGCACACGGGUGUCCUCAAGGACAGGGAGAUGCUGAGUGUGAUGUCAGGGCUGAGCUGCCUCACACACACGCUGUGAGCAGCAUGCAAAUCCCUCCUUGGGGCUGGCCUCCAAGCACAUCUUCCUACAAACCGGGAAAGUUGGGCUAAUCCCUUCCUUUCUGCCCUGAGCCAUUCCUAGCUCUGAGGCGAUGCUGUGAGCCCACUCGCAGAGCUCACAGGCUGAGCACGGGACCGCCGGGCUGUGCAGGCUGGCAGACCAUGCGCAGCCCCCGUCCUGCAGAACGCGCUGCAGACCUGGAGUGGUGCUUGGAUCUGUGCCUGUCUGGGGUCCUUGGACCUUGUGCCAGCCGGGUCCCCGGCUCUGUUCCCUGCUGCCAGGACAGGUGAUGAAUGCACAAGCGUCUCUGCUCUGUCACAGACCCUGCUGCUGUUGGGUGACUGAGGGGAAGGGGCUGCAGGGUGGGAGGAGAAGAAAACCCUUCCUGGGGGAAGAGAGUCAUUUCUGCUUCUCAAAAUCUCAGUCUUCCUACUAGCUGGCUUACACGAUGUGUGUGGGAAGAAGCUCACCCUCUGCACGGCCCCUGGCUGAGCUGCCAGCCGCCACCGCGCCGCUUCCCCAAGCGCUUUCUCCGGCUGAGCCCAUCGCUGUGUGGCCAGAGCCACCAGGACCCGCCGCGCUGGCGUGGCCUCGUCCUCCUGCCCCUGUGCUUCCCCCCGAGCCCCUCUCUGUGCCUGCUCUUGAACGCUGGAAGGUUUCGCAACCCCUGCGUCUUCCUCCUUGCUUUCUUGGAAACAACUUUCUAACACCCCGAUGCCUUCCCCAGCUGUACGGCAGCGCGGGCGUGAUGUGUCUAACCAAGCCCUGCUGCAGAACGCUGCCAUGGAGCAACCUCGUUGGAGAGCAGCAAUACAGAGUGAAUAAUGACUCUUCUAACCUUAAGCAAAUUGUUAGCCCUGCCUCAACAUCCUUCCUAAUGAAGUCUGCACUAGACUUUUAAUGUAAAGGCCUUACCUAAUAAAUAGGACGAUGAAAGUGAAUUCCCCAUUGUGUACAUCUGGUUGCUAAUGCUGGAAUCAGUGCUAUUGUCAUCGUUUUUUAAAAAUACCUUUUUUUAUUAUUAUUUUUUAAGUUAAGCUUGGAGGUGUGAUUAGAAGUUCUUUUUUUAAAAAAAAAAAAUCAUAUUGUAACAUUAAUUUAUGGCCGAGUUUCAUUCAGUCCUGUGUUCAGACGUGCAGUACAGGUAUUAGUGAUGUGUUGUCUGUAACAUGGUACUGUAGAGUAGCCAAUUUGUAAGAAAAAGAACAAAAUGGAAAGAAAAACAAAAAAAUGCCACAAAAAAAAAGUCUGAAAAAAAAUGAAAAUGUAAAUCAAGUAUUUUGUGGUACUUACAACACAAAUUAAUUUUACAUAAAGAUGUUUCUAGGAAAAUGAAAUUCUGAUAAUUCAUACUGUUUGUAUGAACAAAUAAAAGCUAUAUUUUAUGAA